Molecule: messenger RNA, 668 nt
Organism: Spirodela intermedia
Lineage: Eukaryota; Viridiplantae; Streptophyta; Magnoliopsida; Alismatales; Araceae
Source: the annotation of a GenBank genome assembly
AUGAAGAUUCCGGCCGCCGUUUUCCUUCCUCUCUUCCUCUUCCUCUUCCUCUUCCUGCUGUUGCUGGCGCCGGCGGCGCCGGCGGCGGGUUCUCUGCGUCCCUUCUUUGACCACCGGCGGAGCUCCGCGCCGGAGCACCUCCCCUGGGACCUCGACCUCGACGACUUGGCCGCUGUCUUCCACGCCGUCCGCGUUGACUGGAUGGAGACUGCCGCUGCCCACAUCGUCACGGUCGACGUUCCCGGCGAGUUGACCCCACCCCACCCCCUCCGAUAACAUCGGAAGAUAGAGCUGGAGCUGAAGAUAAGUCGACGACUUUUAUUUAUUUCCUUUUUAUGGGUGGCGCAGGUUUUAAGAAAGAGGAGCUGAAGGUGGAGCUGGAGGAGGAGGGCGGCGUGCUGAAAGUGGCCGGGGAGAGGAGGCGAGAGGCGGAGAGGAAGGAAGGAGGAGGAUGGCACUGUGCCGAACGGGCACACGGCAAGUUCUGGCGGCGGCUUCGGAUGCCGGAGAACGCCGACGUGGCGUUGGCGAGGGCCACGCUGGACAACGGGGUGCUGACCAUCGCCCUCUCGAAGCUCCCCCCCCAGCAGAUCAAGCACCCCUGCGCCGUCCACGUCAGCGAGGAGAAAGCAGCAGCGGCGGUGGAGAGGAAGAAGGUCGAACUCUAG